Molecule: messenger RNA, 1067 nt
Organism: Cucumis melo (muskmelon)
Lineage: Eukaryota; Viridiplantae; Streptophyta; Magnoliopsida; Cucurbitales; Cucurbitaceae
Exons: 4
Coding region: 435-944 (169 amino acids)
Biological process (GO): translational initiation
Cellular component (GO): nucleus
Molecular function (GO): translation initiation factor activity; RNA binding
Source: RefSeq, a predicted model, not a curated record
CCGGCACUUGUCUUUCCUUAAAAAACAAACCCUAGCACUUUGUCUUAACUCACCUCUAGUCUUCUCCAAUCUUUCAUAGUUCACCCCCUCCCCUACGAUCAGACGACGCCGGCGACUGUAACUCCGAUCAGUCCAACCGCAAUUUCCCUUUGUUUUGGACUAGGUUUAAAGGAUUUUCCCUUUGUUUUUCUUAUCCUUUUUUCUGUAUGAGGAAUGUUUCAACUGGUUUGACAGAACACACAUAUAAACCCAAUUAAUCUUAAUAGAAGCCAUUGGAUAAACCCUAUCUCUUCUCAUCUCACUUCAGUUGCCCCACCGUAGGUCGCCACUGUUCUCAUCUCCCAUCACCGGCUGCCGGAGGCUCCCCAACCGGCGCUCUAACCUCGUCUCGUCACUUAUUAGAAGUAGGGUUGAAGCCAAAUCUCUGUCAAAGUAUGAAAGGUGGAAGAAAGAACUUACAGAGGGCAUCAGAGCAUCAUAUCGCGAGCCUCGAAGAUGGUCAUAGCAUUAUGCUGGUUGUCUCAAUUCGUGGUUCCAAUCUAAUUGAGGUAAUGGAUGCACAAGGUGGGAAAUCACUGGCAUUAUUUCCUGCCAAGUUUCAAAAGAGUAUGUGGAUAAAACGAGGGAGUUUCGUUGUAGUUGAUGAAAGUGGAAAGAAGAAUGCUCUUGAAUCUGGAAGCAAGGUGGCAUGCAUUGUUUCUCGAGUUCUAUAUUUUGAACAAGUUCGCGAGCUUCAAAAAUCCCCAGGAUGGCCAGAAAUCUUCAAGAAUGCAAUUGUUGGAGAUCGAAACGAAAAUCUUCGAGCACAAAAUAAUCAACCAGAAGAGGAUGAGGUCAAUUCGAGUGAUGAUGAUGGCCUUCCCCCUUUAGAAGCCAACACGAACAGAGCUAAACCAUUAAUAUUACAACCGGAUGCCGAAUCAGAGUCUGAUUCAGAUUCUUAACUUGUAUAUUAGUUUUAACUCUACACUCUUUUAUUUAAUUACCAUGGACAUUCAUUUUGAUCGUUUGUCCUACGAUUAAAAAUUUUAAUUUUGUAAUAAAAUUUCUGAGUACCUAUUUUUGAA